GCCGAGGUGGCCGCUGAGCGGCAGCUGGAGCGGAGCGGGCAGCGGCGGGCGGGAGCCGCCAUGGAGCCGGGGGGCAGGCGCGGCCGUGCUGCUGAGGAGGCCCCGCGGCCCGAGGAGGAGGAGGUGGACCCCCGCAUUCAGGGGGAGCUGGAAAAGCUGAAUCAAUCUACAGAUGUAAUCAAUCGGAGGGAGACGGAACUGGAGGAUGCACGCCAGAAGUUCCGCUCUGUGCUGGUUGAAGCAACAGUAAAACUGGAUGAACUGGUAAAGAAGAUUGGGAAAGCUGUAGAAGAUUCUAAACCUUACUGGGAAGCUCGGAGGGUGGCCAGGCAGGCACAGCUGGAAGCCCAGAGAGCGACUCAGGAUUUUCAGAGGGCGACUGAAGUGCUGCGUGCUGCGAAGGAAACUAUUUCACUUGCUGAGCAGAGGCUUCUGGAGGAUGACAAACGUCAGUUUGAUUCUGCCUGGCAGGAGAUGCUCAACCAUGCUACGCAGAGGGUCAUGGAAGCAGAACAAACCAAAACAAGAAGUGAGUUGGUUCACAAGGAGACUGCAGCCAAAUACAAUGCUGCCAUGGGAAGGAUGAAGCAGCUGGAAAAGAAGUUGAAAAGAGCCAUCAAUAAAUCAAAACCUUAUUUUGAACUGAAGGCAAAGUACUAUGUCCAGCUAGAGCAACUGAAGAAAACAGUGGACGACCUGCAGGCAAAACUCUCCCUGGCGAAGGGAGAGUAUAAGACUGCCUUGAAAAACCUGGAGAUGAUCUCAGAUGAGAUUCAUGAGAGGAGGCGGUCCGCUGCCAUGGGGCCCCGGGGAUGCGGUGUGGGUGCUGAAGGGAGCAACACCUCUGUGGAAGACCUGUCUACCAGCAAACCAGAGUUGGACGCUGUCUCAAUGGCUUCUGAAGUGUUUGAGGAUGACAACGGCAGCAGCUUUGUGUCCGAGGAAGACUCAGAAACUCAGUCAGUGUCCAGCUUCAGCUCUGGGCCUACAAGCCCCAGCGAGGUGCCCGCUCCAUUUCCCCCUGCGACGCGCCCUGGCACCCUGGAUCUGCCCAGCCCUGUGUCCCUCUCUGAGUUUGGAGCAAUCUUCCCCAUCCUCGGCCCCCGAAGUGAAUGCAGUGGGGCUUCAUCUCCUGAAUGUGAAGCUGAAAGAGGGGAUAGGGCAGAAGGGGCUGAGAACAAGGCAAGCGACAGAGUGAACAAGAAUAGGAGCAGCAACAGGAGCGGCUCCACCGAGGGGUUGGCUUUGGAUAACCGAAUGAAGCAGCUCUCCCUUCAGUGCAUGAAAAUCAAAGAGGGAAUAUGUGCGGGCAGAAAGGCUGCCCAGAUUGGCUGAGUCCUCCUUGUGCCCGUCCUGAUUAAUGGGAAUAUAAAUAUUUAUAUAUGAACUUCUAAGUGUUUGAAGAACAUUGUGCCAAUAAUAUAUGCCAAAUCUUAAGCGUUUACUCUAAGAAUCUAAAACUGCACUAAGAAGUCUAAUUGAUGUCGAGGGCUGAAGUUUUUAUUCAGUAAAUCCUUUGUAGGCCAGACAAGUUAUCAGCUGGUAAGCUGUGCUCCCAUGUCACAGACUUUGUAAAUCGUUUUGUAGCAGCCUGGCUGAAGCAAUAACCAGUAAUGUUCCUGUGCAAAUCCAUGGCGGUGGGGGGAGGGGGGGGGGCUCUGAAAUUCAAGCCAGACGUUUGCAGCGUGCAGUUUGGCUUUGGUUUUGUAGAAUGAAAUGCUCUUUAGAUACAUUGGAUCUCUCGAGUAUAAGUGGCAUAUUCUUUAAACAUCUGUAUUUGUCUGUAUUACUCUGAAACUGUAGAAAUAUUUUGUAUACAGGAAAGCUGCACGUGGGGGUUUAAAAGCCUUCACUCUUCCCUUGGUGCUCACAGAAGAGAUGAAGAUGAGUCAUGCCUCUAAGAACCGGCCUGAGAGGGACAGGAGCAGGACGGUACUGCUCGGCAGCUGUGGGCCCUUUUUUGCCCCCUUCCUGAGUCUGGCUGGAACUCUAAGGGUGAUCCCAGUGGCCAAAAAGAGUUGAUUGGCCCUCGCCCUUCCCCUCCCCUGAGAAGUGAAGUAUUAUUUUCAGCACCUUAAAGUGUUAUUGCUCAAAAAUGGGAGUGAUAGAUGUUUUCAGGACAGUUACGGUUAGGGGAUCGCCCUUAAAAUAUGCAUGAAGAAAAGGAACUGCCAGUGUAGAUUGACAGUGUGUUCUUAAAUUUCUCUGUAGGUUGUACCGUGUGGGAUUUUAUAACUGUAAAAGAAAGGGAUUGAGGUUAGGAUGCCCUAGAGAAGCGUUCAGUAAAACUAGAAAGGGCACGGGUGUGUUUGCGGGCCGCUGUUAGGCAGUAGUAGUGUCUGGUCAUUAUAAGUGGUAGUAAAAAUCCUAGGACUCUUCAGUUUUGGUGGCUAAGCGUUACUGAAAGCACCAUUUUAUCUAAAAUGUCAGUUUAUAUUGUUAAUUUCAUGGGAAUUUUAGUAUUGCCCGAAGUAUUUUCUAUUAUAUGUUUUUGCAGUCCUGUUGUAUUUCGUCCUUGCCACAGCUUGUGUAUCUAUUCUCAAAGUUAAUGUAAAAUUCUUCACACUACAGUAAACCUUUUUGUUUUCCA
Molecule: messenger RNA, 2590 nt
Organism: Gallus gallus (chicken)
Lineage: Eukaryota; Metazoa; Chordata; Aves; Galliformes; Phasianidae
Gene: SH3BP5
Product: SH3 domain binding protein 5
Exons: 9
Coding region: 61-1335 (424 amino acids)
Biological process (GO): intracellular signal transduction; negative regulation of protein tyrosine kinase activity
Cellular component (GO): cytoplasm
Molecular function (GO): protein kinase inhibitor activity
Source: RefSeq, marked validated